AUGAGGGCUAUCGUGGCGUUGGUGGUUGGCUUAGCCAGCUUGGCUGCGGCGAAGUUGGACUACAAUAACUUAGGUUCAAUGGACAUGUCUCAGAAACAGAUGCUCGUUAUGAAGCUGCUCAAUCGGGUGAUGGAGCCAGUUAUGUACAAGGAAAUCGAAGAGAUCGGCAAAAGUUUCAAGUUUGAAGACAACAAGGAUUGUUUCUUAAAACCCGAAGUCGUGAAGGGUUUCGUGAACAUGGUCCAAUUUGGCCUCUUACCUCGGGGUGAAAUAUUCACUCUAUACGUAGACCGUCAACUGAAGGAAACCGUGACAAUGUUCUACAUGCUCUAUUACGCAAAGGACUUUGCCACAUUCAUUAAGACCGCCUGCUGGAUGAGACUCAAUGUAAACGAGGGGAUGUUUGUGUACGCCCUCACCGUUGCUUGCAGACACCGCGACGACUGCAAAGGAAUCGUAUUACCCGCUCCCUACGAAAUUUAUCCGUACUACUUCGUACGCGGCGACGUUAUACAGAAAGCCUAUCUCCUCAAAAUGAAACAGGGUUUACUCGAUAAGAAGCUUUGCGAUUUUUAUGGCAUUAAAAAAACCGAAAAUAACGCUUACGUUAUCGACGAGAACGUUUAUGACAAUCGUGUGUACCUGAACGACGAAGACAAACUGCGUUACUUCACCGAAGAUAUAGAUCUUAACACUUACUAUUACUACUUCCAUGCAGAUUAUCCGUUUUGGAUGAACGAGCAGAUGUACGGCAAAGUUCGAGGCUAUGAAUUGACGCUUUAUAUGUACCAGCAAAUACUGGCGAGGUACUACAUGGAACGUCUGAGCGUCGGAUUAGGUAGUAUUCCUGAAUUAUCUUUCAACAAACCAAUAAAGAAUGGAUACUGGCCAUGGUUAAUGCUGCACAAUGGCGUGGAAGUGCCUGUGAGGUUUAACAACUAUUCGCCCGUUGGAGAAAACGAUGCUGGCAUGGUUCGUCUUAUUGAGGACUAUGAAACGAUUAUCAGAGAAGCAAUCAUAAAAGGAUACGUCGAGAUGAAUGGAAUGAGACUCGAACUCACCAAGCCAGAAGACAUUGAAGUACUCGGUAAACUCAUCUAUAGCACGGUAGAUAAGGUCGACGAGGGUGUCAAGUGCGUUGAAGCUUACCGCUACCUUCUAAUUAUCAUGAAAUCGGUUCUCGGUCUUAAUACUUUGGAAUCUGACAAAUACUUCGUUGUGCCAAGUGCACUGCAAUCAUACCAGACUGCUUUGCGUGACCCGCUAUUCUAUCAACUACAAAAACGUCUUAUCGAUUUCGUUUACUUGUUCAAGAAACGUUUACCUUGUUACACGAAAGAGGAACUCUAUUUCCCUGGUGUGAAAGUCGAAAAUGUAGUUGUUGAUAAACUCAUAACUUACUUCGACGAAUACCUGAUGGACAUGAGUAACGCAGUCGUACUGAAUGAAGAAGAAAUGAAGAAAGCAUCUUCUGACAUGAAUUUCUUUGUACGCAAAAUCAGGCUCAACCAUCAGCCUUUCAAAGUAUCUGUUGACGUUAUGUCUGAUAAAUCAGUGGAUUGUGUUGUGAGAAUGUUUUUGGGACCGAAAGAAGACCAAUUCGGAAAUAUGCUGGACAUCAAUGACAACCGAAUAAACUUUGUCGAAAUCGAUUCCUUCGUUUACAAGUUGACCGGCGGGAAAAACACGAUCACCAGAAAAUCUGGAGACAUGAACAAUUUAGUGCCUGAUAGGAUCAUGACUCGUGAUAUGUUCACAAAUUUGGAAACCAUCAGAGAAAACAAGUUGCCAACAUUAAUGAAAAACCAUAAGACCGGUUUUCCUACAAGAUUAUUGCUGCCCAGAGGAAAAGCUGGUGGUAUGAAAAUGUUGCUUUACGUCAUCGUAUCGCCUUUAAGGAUGAUGGAGAAUGCUGACUUGUCGAUGUUCGAAUCGAAGAACUGCGAAUCGUGCAUGAACUGUAGAUGGGCCGCGCUACUCGACAAAAUGCCUCUCGGUUUCCCUCUGGAUCGUGAAAUUGACGUUCCCAACUUCUACACAUCGAACAUGAAGUUCGUUGACGUGAUGAUUUUCCACAAGAAACAGACCUGCGACAUGAAAAUGCGAUGGGACCGCUGGGUGCUCAGAGAUUACAACUUAAUGAACAGAAUGCCGAUGCAGUCUGAAACUUAUUCCCUUGAUAACGAAAUGAACAUGAAAACGAAUAGCAAUCAACUCAACUACCAACAUUAAUUAAUUAAAACCAA
Messenger RNA from Bombyx mandarina (wild silkworm), 2246 nucleotides. RefSeq names its product basic juvenile hormone-suppressible protein 2. The record is from RefSeq and is a predicted model, not a curated record. NCBI's taxonomy places the organism in Eukaryota, Metazoa, Arthropoda, Insecta, Lepidoptera, Bombycidae.